AUGGCCGACAUGUCGUCGUCAGCAACCAUGAAUCGUUUUCAAGAGGUAUGCCACGCCCUCUUGCGGAUGGUUGAAGAACGGUCGCCUGGCCUUUCCCAAACGCUUCCGUCCUCUUUCCCUGGCGUAGACGAUACAUCCCGCAUGAGUCGUUCACAACUGGGGGUAUUGAUCAGUGAGCUACAAGCAGUCGGCUGGGGGGCGCUGAAGCGAAUGGAUCGGUUGUUGAAGACCGAUAAGCACUCGAAAUCAUUUGUAACCAACUCAACUGAGUUAUCGAUGGGAUUGUUUAAGGAGAGGUGCUAUGAGGUCGUGGGGAUACUUGAGGAGGGUGCAAUUUUGGCGGUGAGGGUGCAACUUCAAUAG
Puccinia graminis f. sp. tritici CRL 75-36-700-3 is the source of this 363-nucleotide messenger RNA. RefSeq lists its product as uncharacterized. Lineage: Eukaryota; Fungi; Basidiomycota; Pucciniomycetes; Pucciniales; Pucciniaceae. The record is from RefSeq and is a predicted model, not a curated record. The transcript has a single exon. The coding region runs from base 1 to 363 and encodes 120 amino acids.